GGGGUAGCUGAGGGAAGGCUGGGGGCUGAGCCUUGCCCCGGCUCAUCCCGGGGCGCCCCACAGGGCUCAGGGCCGCGGGGAACCCCCUUUGCCCUGCCGAAAACAGCCCGGAGAGAGGCCGCAGGGGCGGCUGGCAGGCAGCCUCCGGCAGGCGGGCGGGCAACGAGCUGGGAAAGCUCCGGGAGCCGCUCCGAGCCCCGGGGGCUGCGGCGGCGCUCUCCGGGCUGCUCGGGGCGCUGUGGCUCCGCGGUACCGCGGCGGCGGCCGCUGCCCGGCGUGUGGGGCCGGAGGGCGGCGGGCAGCCCAGCCCGCCCGUCCUUCCCUGCCGCCGCCAUGGUGUCGUGCGGGGCCGUGCAGAGUUUUCUCUUCGAGUACGACACCCCCCGCAUCGUCCUGAUCCGCAGCCGCAAAGUGGGGCUCAUCAACCGCGGGGUGCAGCUCGCCAUCCUCGCUUACGUGAUCGGCUGGGUCUUUGUGUGGGAGAAGGGCUACCAGGAAACAGAUUCUGUGGUCAGUUCUGUAACCACAAAGGUGAAAGGAGUAACGCUGACAAACACAUCCUCCUUGGGAGCCAGGAUCUGGGAUGUAGCUGACUAUGUCAUCCCUCCUCAGGAGGAGAACAGCGUGUUUGUCAUGACCAAUGUGAUAUUCACACUAAACCAGACCCAGGGCCAAUGUCCAGAGCUUCCAGAUGAUAAAACAGAGUGCGGCAAGAACAACAGCUGUGUUCCAGGAUAUGUCAGCACCCACAGCAAUGGCAUCCAAACCGGGAAAUGUGUAAAUUACAACGACAGCAUCAAGACCUGUGAAGUCUUUGCAUGGUGCCCCGUGGAGGAUGACUAUCACAUACCCAAGCCGGCGUUCCUGCAAGGAGCUGAGAACUUCACCAUUCUGGUGAAGAACAAUAUUUGGUAUCCCAAAUUCAACUUCACCAAACGAAAUAUCCUCCCCACUAUCAACUCCACUUACCUCAAGAACUGCAUCUAUGACUCCCAGACAGAUCCCUUCUGCCCUAUCUUUCGUCUAGGGAAAAUAGUUGAAGCUGCAGGGCAGAACUUCCAGGAGAUGGCUGUGGAGGGUGGAGUCAUGGGGCUGCAGAUCAAAUGGGACUGCAACCUUGACAGAGCUGCUUCCCACUGCGUGCCGAAAUAUUCCUUCCGGCGCCUUGACAACAAGGACACUGCCCACACCGUCUCGCCCGGGUACAACUUCAGGUUUGCAAAAUACUACAAGGAUAGUAGUGGCAUUGAAUCACGGACACUUGUCAAAGCCUAUGGAAUCCGCUUUGAUAUCAUAGUGUUUGGAAAGGCAGGAAAAUUUGAUGUAAUUCCUACAAUGAUUAACAUUGGCUCUGGCUUAGCGCUGUUUGGCGUGGCAACAGUGCUAUGUGACCUUGUUGUCCUGAACUGCAUGAAGAAGAAAUACUACUAUCGGGAGAAGAAAUACAAAUAUGUGGAGGAUUAUGAAAUGGGAGACAACGAGACAUACGGAACCAACUCCUGAUCUCCUGCUGCUGCAGCACCAGCUGCUGCUGUGAACUGAUGCUGUGAAUGUUUCCCUGACCCUGCUGUGAGACCCGCCCUCUCUUCCUCGGAAGGAAGGAGGGAACAAACCUAAGAAAGGGAUGUUCUUCACUACUCGCCACCUUUUGCUAGCCAGAACCAACCCCCAGAGGGGAGAACUGGAUCUGUCUGUUCUUUCCAGGUUAACGGCACUAAGCACGUACAGAGCCUCGUGGUUUUGUGCCAGACCUCUGCACCAGGCGAGCCUGGGAUAACGUCAUUGUCAUUUCAACAGUCCUCCUUUCUCUGAGCUCAGUGGUAGCAGAGAGCAGCAAAGGCUCUUCCUUACAGCAACCGUGGCUCCUGUCAUGUGUUGCCUAACAUUAGGAGAGCAGUUAUCUGAUCACUUUUCCUUGCCAUGAGGGAUUGUGAUGUUUAGGUGAGACUACUUUCUAUUUAAUUGUCUCUAAGCUCCAGUGGCCACAAACUGAGAUAAAGCGGUGCCUGAUUCCAUUGUGCUUUGGUACGUGGCUUCCUGGUUACAGGAUUUAUUUUCUGUUUUAUCUGUUUUAUGCCACUAUGCUAAAAUUUGCUUUCUUUUUUUGAUAAAAUAUUAGCUUCUAUCA
This is a messenger RNA of Cygnus olor (mute swan), 2128 nucleotides long. It is a transcript of the gene P2RX4, whose product is annotated as purinergic receptor P2X 4. Bases 334 to 1503 code for a protein of 389 amino acids. The transcript is spliced from 12 exons. NCBI's taxonomy places the organism in Eukaryota, Metazoa, Chordata, Aves, Anseriformes, Anatidae. Gene Ontology annotation, molecular function: purinergic nucleotide receptor activity; extracellularly ATP-gated monoatomic cation channel activity; ATP binding. The record is from RefSeq and is a predicted model, not a curated record. Gene Ontology annotation, biological process: response to ATP; monoatomic cation transmembrane transport. Gene Ontology annotation, cellular component: nuclear inner membrane; plasma membrane.